Penicillium brevicompactum is the source of this 1083-nucleotide messenger RNA. RefSeq lists its product as uncharacterized. Lineage: Eukaryota; Fungi; Ascomycota; Eurotiomycetes; Eurotiales; Aspergillaceae. The record is from RefSeq and is a predicted model, not a curated record. The transcript is spliced from 3 exons. The coding region runs from base 1 to 1083 and encodes 360 amino acids.
AUGCUGUCACUGCGACGCAUAUGCACGUGGAACCAGUGGAAAAUUCCUUCCCAGGCCAAUGGAUCAGGAUUGACCUUUCACCGGCCAACAACGUGCUCCGCCUAUGCUCAUCUGUCUAAAGGACGAGUCAGACAAUAUUCAACAGCGCCAAACACUCCUUGCGAAGUUCCACCAAGUAAGCUGAAGACCAAAUCCCAUCACUUGGGAUGGGAGAAGAUUCAAGCGCAAGUCGAGCCAUAUUUCAGCACCAAUUGGAACUUCGCUAGCGAAAAGAAAAAACAGGGGUUGCUGGCCAUUGGGCUAUCCCGUGCUUUCACUAAUGCCUUCCCAUUGACACUUGAUAACCGCAUUGGGGUAACAUGCAAAAUGCUCUAUCUUUCUUUGCUUAUUGAUGACCAACUGGAGAAAAUGAGUUUUCCACAAAUGCUAUCAUACCGACAUCGGACUAUGGAGGUUGUUCUAGGGACAUCCAAACCAGACAUAAGUAUCAGUCGUGAAUGGAUGCUCUAUGAUACUUUGGAGAUCAUGCGUGGCAUGAACAAGACUUUGGCAAUCGACGCUGCCCGAGGAUUUUGUCAGUUGUUGAAGGCCAUGACGUCUCAAGAGCGAGCCUCUAUAUCAGAUCUCGAAGCAUAUCUUGAGUUCAGAGAGGUGGAUGUUGGACGAACAUUCUUCACAGCUCUUAUGAGAUUUGGCGCCAACAUUCAUCUCACAAAAGCCCAGUUGGCACAAACAAAGACGUUGGAAAGCACCGCAUUCCAGCAUUUCAGUAUUAUCAAUGAUAUUUACAGUUGGGAGCGAGAAUGGAAAUUGGCACAGGCGACUUCGGCCGAUGGUGCCCGGCCAUUUUCGGCUGUGUUUAUUCUUGCAAAGGAGACUAAUCAGCCAUUCUCGGUUUGCAAGGAAUCGCUAUACGAAUAUUGCCGGGAUUUGGAGCUAGGCUUCAAACAGGCUAUAGAUGGGCUCCGACACGACGGUUCUCCUGGGCUGACACCCGAAAUGGACAAAUAUGUUCAAAGCCUGGAAUACUUUAUGAGUGGAAUGGAGACAUGGACUCAGUGGACUCCUCGCUACCAAAAGUAA